UGCUGGAAAGGAGUGGUGAAGGCGGAGACACAGAGAGAGGGAGAGAUAUGAGGUCAUCGUUGUUAACUAUACUUCUUUUGAUUAAUCUCCUGAACCAUGUAUUAGCUGAUCAGAUCUUGGCAGCUCAUGCAGCAGGUGGGACAUUUGGUCGCAGCUCUCAUGAGCCAAAAUACAAGAUAGAAUUCCAUUCUGAUGAGUCACCUUUCCACCCUGAUGAAGAUCAGGAAUCAUUGAUGAUGUCCAAUAAAGAGGGACAGAAAUAUUUGUGUUUCUUGCCAAAGGUUGAGAAACCCAAAAUUGGGAAGCCAGUCACUCAACAAAACACUAGCAAUGUGAUUGUGGAAACAGAGAGACGGUUGAAGUUGAAGACUCCAGAUGAGCUACUUGAAGUGCUAAAGGGUGAAUGCCUCGUUAGGCAUGAGGGUUGGUGGUCUUAUGAAUUUUGUUAUCAAAAAAAGUUGCGGCAAUUUCAUUUGGAGGAUGAGAAGGCUGUUCAGGAAUUUAUUCUAGGUGUCUAUGAUGCUGAAUCUACUGCUGCUUUCAACCAUAACCUCACUGAUGUAUCUACAUUGAAAGAUCCUCGCUCAAAAGAUGCAUCUCAAAGGUAUCAUGCACAUCAGUAUACAAACGGAACUAUCUGUGAUCUCACAAAUGACCCUCGAGAAACCGAGGUGAGAUUUGUCUGCUCUGAGUCCAGAGUUAUGAUUAGUUCAAUCACAGAACUAUCCACUUGCAAGUAUGCACUCACAAUUCAAUGGCCAAUGCUUUGCAAGCACCCCAUGUUUCAAGAGGAAAGACCAGUGUGGCACACCAUCAAUUGUAACAAGCUUCCCAAGGACUACAGGGACGUAGAUGUGGAUGACAGCUUCAGAGAUAAAGACAUAGCCAUGAUCACAGAUAUUGAAGUGCUAUCUCAUUAUGAUUCAGAACAGUAUGCUACAUGAAAAUUUAUAUGCCUAGAACACAUUAUGGGGAAGGGGAAUUUUUUAGCUUUUUUGGUAGCCAGCAGAGUGUUUAAGUACUCUGGUAUGGCUUCACUUCAAUUUUAAUUCCAACCCCCUAUAUUAUGGAUCCUCAAAUCAAUAUUUGUAAGAGUUUCAUCUUC
Molecule: messenger RNA, 1105 nt
Organism: Telopea speciosissima
Lineage: Eukaryota; Viridiplantae; Streptophyta; Magnoliopsida; Proteales; Proteaceae
Product: protein OS-9 homolog
Exons: 8
Coding region: 48-944 (298 amino acids)
Biological process (GO): retrograde protein transport, ER to cytosol; endoplasmic reticulum unfolded protein response
Cellular component (GO): endoplasmic reticulum lumen
Source: RefSeq, a predicted model, not a curated record